Molecule: messenger RNA, 8097 nt
Organism: Epinephelus fuscoguttatus (brown-marbled grouper)
Lineage: Eukaryota; Metazoa; Chordata; Actinopteri; Perciformes; Serranidae
Exons: 19
Coding region: 247-5274 (1675 amino acids)
Biological process (GO): regulation of apoptotic process
Molecular function (GO): protein binding
Source: RefSeq, a predicted model, not a curated record
AAGGGAGAGAGCUCACUGAAUCCCACGGGACUAUGACAGAAUUACACCUUUGAGAAUGCAAUAUAAUUCGUACCUGUGGGAAGCAGCAGUGUGCCAGAGGAAAAAGGGAAGAGGAGGAUUUCUCUCGUUUUUCCUGUACAACCUACAACACAAAUUUUAGUGGCGCGAGCGGGCAUGGCAGUGUUAGAACGGGAGGAGUAAACAGUCUAAGUAAUGAAGAUUUAAACGUUUGUCAGACUUGAGAAGAUGAGUGAUUUGGAGGACGAGAAGGACGGAGCAGAGUCUGGAGUAUUCAGCACUGUGUCUAUGAAGAGUGACCACUCCAAAGAUAUUCCUUUAUUCUUCAGUAAUGAACCUGGACCAUCACACACACAACUUGAGAAGAUGAGUGAUUUGGAGGACAAGAAGGACGGAGCAGAGUCUGGAGUAUUCAGCACUGUGUCUAUGAAGAGUGACCACUCCAAAGAUAUUCCUUUAUUCUUCAGUAAUGAACCUGGACCAUCACACACACAAGAAAAGAAGAGGAACCGUGUUUCAGUGGAGGGGCAGCUGUCCUCCUGUUCUUUGUGUCAAGACGUUCUGAAGGAUCCAGUCUCUACCAACUGUGGACACAGUUUCUGCAGACAGUGCAUCACGUCAUACUGGGACCAGUCUGCUUCAUCAGGAGACUGCUCCUGUCCCCAGUGUGGAAAAAAACCCAGAACAAGAGCUGGACUGCAGACAGCCAGUCAGACCAGCACUGUACAAAUGGAUGGUGGUCUGCAGGAGGUUUUAGAUGAGCAUAAGAUCAGUCUGAAAAAGAGAUGUGAAUGUGUGACUGAAGGAAGUGAUGAAACAGGAAGUGGAACCCUCCUCAACAGGAUCUACACUGAGCUCUACAUCACAGAGGGACAGAGUGAAGAGGUUAAUACCCAACAUGAGGUUUGGCAGCUUGAGACAGUUUCCAAGAAGAAGACCCCCCAUGACACUCCAAUCAAGUGUCACGACAUCUUUAAAGCCUUACCUGAUCAACAAGGACACAUCAGAGUGGUUCUGACCAACGGUGUCGCUGGCGUUGGAAAAACCUUCUCCGUACGGAAGUUUACUCUGGACUGGGCCGAGGGUUUGGAAAACCAAGAUGUCAGUCUGGUGAUUCUGCUUUCAUUCAGGGAGCUGAACUUGAUCAAAGAUGAGCAGUACAGUCUUCUCAAGCUGCUCCAUGUUUUCCAUCCAACAUUACAGAAGGUCACAGCAGAGGACCUCGCUAUCUGUAAAGUUCUGUUCAUCUUUGAUGGCCUGGAUGAAAGCAGACUUUCAUUGGAUUUCAACAAUGAAGUUGUGUCUGAUGUCACACAGAAGUCAUCAAUCAACGUGCUGUUGACAAACCUCAUUGAGGGGAAUCUGCUUCCCUCAGCUCUUGUCUGGAUAACUUCCCGACCUGCAGCAGCCAAUCAGAUCCCUCCUGCAUGUGUUGACAGGGUAACAGAAGUACGAGGCUUCACUGACCCCCAGAAGGAGGAGUACUUCAGGAGGAGAGUCAGUGAUGAAGAGCAGUCCAGCAGAAUCAUCUCACACAUCAAGACAUCCAGGAGCCUCCAAACCAUGUGUCUAAUCCCAGUCUUCUGCUGGAUCACUGCUACAGUUCUGGAUCACAUGUUGACCACAGAGCAGAGAGGAGAGCUGCCCAAGACCCUGACUGAACUGUACUCACACUUCCUGCUGGUUCAGACAAAGAGGAAGAAGCAGAAGUAUGAUGAGGGACAUGAGACGAGUCCACAGGAGCUGACAGAGGCUGACAUGGACAUUCUUCUGAAGCUGGGGAGGCUGGCAUUUGAACAGCUGGAGGAAGGAAACAUCAUGUUCUACCAGGAAGACCUGGAGCAGUGUGGUCUUGAUAUCACAGAGGCCUUGGUGUACUCAGGAGUUUGUACAGAGAUCUUCAAAAAAGAGAGUGUGAUCUUCCAGAAAACAGUUUACUGCUUUGUUCAUCUGAGCGUUCAAGAGUUUCUGGCUGCAGUCUACAUGUUCCACUGUUACACCAACAGGAAGACAGAGGUACUGGAGGACUUCCUGGGGACGGACCUGGACUGUGGUAACAGUGAUUCAUCCCAGCUUGCAGAUGAGGAGGAGGAGGAGGGUGCUGAUGUUGAUUUAACCAAUAAUGACAGCAACAAUGUCAGGGAAAAUGAGCAUUACCCAUCCAUGGAGAUGAUGAUGGAGGAGGAGGAUGAGGAGGAUGAGGAUGAUGAUGAUGAUGAGGAGGAGGAUUAUGAGGAGGAGGAUGAUGAUGAGGAGGAGGAGGAUGAGGAAGAUGAGGAGGAGGAGGAGGAGGAGGAGGAAGAUGAGGAGGAGGAGGAUGAGGAAGAUGAGGAAGAUGAUGAUUCAUCCCAUGAUGACAACAAUGACCGUUACCUACCCCUGGAUGUCUUCCUGAAGAGAGCAAUGGAGAAAUCCCUGGAAAGUAAAAAUGGUCACCUGGACCUGUUUGUUCGCUUCCUUCAUGGCCUCUCUCUGGAGUCCAACCAGAGACUGCUAGGAGGUCUGCUGGGUCAGACAGACGCUAGUCCAGAAAUCAUUCAGAAAGCCAUCAACAACCUAAAGAAAACAGUCACGUACGAUAUCUCUCCUGACAAAAGCAUCAACAUCUUCCACUGUCUGACAGAGAUGAAUGACCACUCAGUACAUCAGGCGAUCCAAGAGUUCCUGAAGUCAGAGAACAGAUCAAAGAUGAGACUCUCUGAGAUCCAGUGCUCAGCUCUGGCCUACAUACUGCAGAUGUCAGAGGAGGUUGUGGAUGAGUUGGACUUGAUGAAGUACAAAACAUCAAAUCAGGGACGACAGAGACUGAUUCCAGCUGUGAGGAACUGCAGAAAAGCUCGACUUUCUGGCUGUGAGCUGUCAACUGUACAUUGUAACACUGUGGCCUCAGCUUUAAAGUCCAGCCCCUCCCACCUAAGAGAGCUUGACCUGAAAAACAAUUAUCUGGAGAAUUCAGGAGUGGAGCUUUUGUCUGAUGGACUGGACAGUUCACACUGUAGACUGGAGACUCUGAGACUUAAUAGCUGUGAAAUAACAGCGGGUGGCUGUGCUUCUUUGGCCUCAGCUCUGAAGUCCAACCCCUCCCACCUGAGAGAGCUGGACCUCAGUAACAACAAGCUGCAAGAUUCAGGAGUGAAGCUGCUGUGUGAUUUUCUGGCGAGUCCACACUGCAAACUGGAGACUCUAAGAUUGAGGGGCUGCAGUUUGUCAGAGAUCAGCUGUGCUCCUUUGGCUUCAGCUCAGAAGUCCAACCCCUCCCAUCUGAGAGAGCUAGAACUGAGUAAGAACAAGCUGCAAGAUUCAGGAGUGAAGCUGCUGUGUGAAUUUCUGGAGAGUCCACACUGUAAACUGGAGUCAUUGAGGCUUCAAAGGUGUGAGCUAUCAGAGACUGGCUGUGUUUCUCUGGCCUCAGCUCUGAAGUCCAACCCCUCCCAUCUCAGAGAGCUGCAGCUGAGUGACAACAACCUGCAGGAUUCAGGAGUGAAGCUGCUGUGUGAUUUUCUGGAGAAUCCUCAUUGUAGACUGGAGACUCUGAGACUUAAUAGCUGUGAGCUAUCAGAGACUGGCUGUGUUUCUUUGGCCUCAGCUCUGAAGUCCAACCCCUCCCAUCUGAGAGAGCUGGACCUGAGCUACAACAAGCUGCAGGAUUUGGGAGUGAAGCUGCUGUGUGAUUUUCUGGAGAGUCCACACUGUAGACUGGAGACUCUGAGGCUUCAAAGCUGUGAGCUGUCAGGGGUCAGUUGUGUUUCUCUGGCCUCAGCUAUGAAGUCCAACCCCUCCCAUCUAAGAAAGCUGCAGCUGAGUGACAACAACCUGCAAGAUUCAGGAGUGAAGCUGCUGUUUGCUGGACUGGACAGUGCAUGUGGUAGAAUGGAGCCUCUGAGGCUCGAUGACAGAGAAAACAGGGCUACACCUGACAGACAUGAAGGACAUCCGUCCACAUCAAACCCAAACCUCGAUGUGUCUGACAGAAAUGAGGAGACUGUGGAUGAAAUGAAUCAGCUAUGCCCUGGAGAUCCAGAGAGGUUGAGGCAGCAGCAGCUUCUGUGUACAGAGGCUCCGAAUUCAAAUGACAAGUUAAAAUUCACACCUGAACUGCUGACUGAGUCUGGAAAGACUACAUACAGGUUCAGAUGUCCUCAUGCAGGUGUUUUCCAGUGUGAUUUGACCGAACUGGUGUUUGUUAUGGCUCAGAAGGUGGAGCUCAAGUACAGCAUUGUCCAAUGGGAUGAGAACCUCCUCCAAUCAGCAGACAAGAUGGCUGCAGGGCCACUGUUCAAAAUCAAGUGCUCUGAGGAUGCUGCUGUCUGUCAGCUCCACCUCCCACACUGUGAAACUAGGGAUGCUCUGACCUCUGGGCACCUGUUGUCUGUCGUCCACAUCAAUGACAAUGGAAUGAGCAUCCUCAACCCACUGAAGAUUACAGACACUCAUGUGGUGGUCAGUGUCCCUCACCUCUCUGCCUUUGGCCUUCUCUGGAACGUCAUAAGGGGGAUUUUGAAAAGACCAGUCAGUGGUCAAAUUCUGCUGUUCCUUGGACAACAAAACCCUAAAACACAGUGGCAAAAACUCAGUGUACUUCUGCUGCCAAGAAACAUCCCUCUGGACGAGGUGAGCGCAAAACGACAAAAUUCUGUUUACAUUGAGGCUCCUUCCACAUGUAAACUCAUCCAAGAUCACAGUUACACUGUUCACUGUCCUCAGGCCAUUAAAAUACAACCUAAGAAAGCAGAGUUUGACGUGGAGUUUGGACCAAAUUACCACCCAACGUUUGAGAUCCGCCUGCCUACAAACGAGGAGGAAGUGACUUUAACAGUCCGAGACCAAAGCCAGAGAGAAGUCUGGAAGCAUGAUGUCUAUCUGAAUGGUCCAAGAGAGGCAGUUACACAGAGGAAUGUCCCAGCAGAGGACAGUGUCCUAGCAGAGGACAACGUCCCAGCAGAACGCAACGUCCCAGCAGAGGACCGCAUCCCAGCAGAGAAUCGGCCUUUAGAUCGGACAGAGUUUGUAAACAGAGUAUCUGAUCCUACUCUGAACCAGCUUCUGGAUAAACUUCUUGAAUGUCACGUUAUAAGUGAUGAUGAAAUGCAGUCAGUCAGACCAAAAAGCAGAGUAGAGAAAGCACGAGACUUGAUUGACAUGGUGCGAAGAAAGGGAAGUGAAGCCAGCUCACGUCUUACUGCUGCUGUGCAUGAGGUGGAUCCAUACCUUUCCAGAGAGCUGAAAUUAAGCAGAAGCAAAAGCAAGAACCGGUGAAGUGUGAUGAUGAAUUUCUCUUACGGUUAUACAUCACUCAUUGGCAUCUUUAAGUGAGAAGGUUUCCAGUUAAAGCCUGCUGUAAGUGAACUUUUACUCUGAAAGUGAUUCAGUCACGUGAAGAGGGGAGAAAGGGAGAAGAAAUAGGGACAAGAAACUGAAGUCUGUGUUCUUAAAACAAGGUCUUCCUGCUUGUCCUUGAGAUUGUGUUCUACGAGAAGAAAAUGUACCUCAGAGUGACUCACCACAGAGCAGGUUGUCAUCAGUUUGGACAGUUUGUUGAUACAGUGUCUGAAACUGUUCUAAACCAGCUGCUGGAUCAACAUUUGCUGGGUGCAUGAGAAAUCAAGAAAAAAUGGAGUACACUGGAACCAGAGCUGACUUGGCAUGAGUUGUGAUUAAUAUGGUGCGAAAUAAAGGCCCACAAGUCAGUUCUUCCCUGACUGAAGACUUUAGUAUUAGAGAUUAUCUCAGCAACCGGCAGCAAUGUGUUUGUAUAGAUGGUAUGAAUUCCAAUAGAUCACAGAUUCCAAUAUUCAGGUGAAUAGGCUUUCCUUAAAUAUCAACAAAUCCAAUUAUAUGAUUUUCAGACAUAAAAACAAAAAUGAUUCAAAACAAGACUCAAUUAUUUAUCAAUGACAUUGAAAUUAAACAGGUCUCUCAUGCCAAAUUUUUAGGUGUUAUUGUUGAUGAAGGCCUUACAUGGAAAAGCCAUAUUGAGCUUGUGUGCAAAAACUUAUGAAGUCUUAUGGCAUAAUUAGAAUGAUUUCUUCUUUAGUGAAUCGCUCCUGUCUUCUGACAUUGUAUUACAGUUUAAUAUACCCAUAUUUAUCUUACUGUAAUAUUAUUUGGGCCAGUAUAUUUCCUACUUCUCUUCACAAACUUUUUUUGUUGCAAAAGAAAUUCAUAAGGCUUGCCACUACUUCUACUCAAUCUGAACCAUCUGCUCCUCUUUUUAUGCAACUUAAGAUAUUAUCAAUUUUUGAUAUUAAUGUGUAUCAGACAUGUAUUUUUAUGUUUAACUGUAUUUAAAAGGUUGAUUAUUUUCCUGCUGUUUUCCAUAAUUUUUUCAUACCAAAUUCCAGUAUUCAUUCAUAUCCUACCAGGCAAUCAAAAAAUAUUCAUUGUCAUUUCUCCUGCACAACAUUAGGUCAGUUCAGUAUAAGAUUCAGAGGUCCUACAAUAUGGAAUUCAAAACCUUCUAUGAUUAAAAACUGUUCUUCUGCUCCACUGCUGAAGUCCAGGCUUAAAUAUGCGUUGCUAGGUGAAUAACUUUGUGCUUUUUGUUACUGUCAUUUUGUGUAUGCUGUUUUAUCUUGAUUCGUUUUGAUUAUUAUUAAUGUUGGUAUUAUUAUUAUCAUUAUUAUUAUUGUUGUUAUCUCAAUGUUAUGAAAUUUGUUUGGAAGUUUUUUAUUUUCACUUUGCUUUAGGCUCUUGUGUUGAAUUGGUGAUGUACUUAAGGAGCUGAGGCCCCGUAUAGGCCCAUCUGGGUCUCUUGCCUCUGCUCAGCACCUUUAUUUUGUGAUGGCCUUUUUUUUUUUUUUUUCUAUUGUCUUUUGCAAUGGUGCAAAAUAAACAAAUAAAUAAAUAAAUAAAUAAAUAAAAUAGUAUCUUUGAUCCACACCUUUCCAAACUUGACCUCCAUAGACAGAAACAACAUCCACCAUUCCCCACACAUCUCACAAGGUUUUCACACCCAGGCCAGUCACCACUGGUCACUGUUGCAUGUGACCCAUGACAUCACCUGAGGGCCUCAUUAUAACACAAUGCGUAGGAUCCAUACUAAAUAUGUACAUACGGACAAAAGUCAAAAAUGCGUGCACCAGAAAAUAUUUGACAGUUUCUACAAUCAGGCUUCCACCUCACCAUCUGUGCUGCCAAUUUCCCAUCUACAAAAUGUUCGUAAGCAUGGGUCAAAGUUUCUUCCAUCAAGUCUGCUUUUAUAUAUAUCACAACUUUUGCAUGGGAAGUGGUGUACUAGUAGGGUCACUGCUGCAGUCACUCCUCUGCUUUUAUUCACCUCCUUGCUUCCAGAGCGUGGAAACACACUGAACAUGAUGGUACACAGUAUGACCCAGAUGUGCUGAUCACUGGCAUCCUUCCAUGAAGUAGUUUGUAAUGACAUGACAGCACACAACAACCUUCGAGGGAUGUUUUUUCCUGGUGGUGCACUGGUGGAGUGGAUCAGUGUGGAUUAAUGAAAAAUAAGAACAAAGAGUUUAUUUCAUGACAAGUGAACAUGAGCACAGUAACAGUUCAGGUUAAGCAAGACUAACUUCUAUCAAUGUAUGUGUCACAUUGAUUUGAUUUACAUUUGUCCACUGAGUUUUAUUGUUGUGGUUGUUUUGGAAUCAGGUUAUUGGGGAAGUUGACUUUGCCAAAGCCACACAAACAUCCACUCUUUGUGUUUUUAUUUUUGCUUUAUGAUAUUGUGAAUCAUUUCUUUUGAAACAUAUGCUGUGUGUUUAAUGUUGCACAGGAGUGAAUGCUGCCAAUCUCUGCUACUGUACGUCAAGAAAAAUACCUCAGUCUUACUAUUGACAGGGUCAUUUUGGUUAUAGUUAUCCUUAAUACCAGCAGAGUUCCAAAAUGAUAGUUCAGUGUAUUUUAUGAGACUGAGUUAAUAUAUUUAAGGUGACAUGGUUUUUCCAUAAAGGCCCUGAGGCUCAGGAAUUCUCUGCCAGAAGAGAUCAGGCUUGCCAGCACUUUACCUGCUUUUAAAUCAUUGCUUAUUUUUUAAGGAAAGCUUUUCCUUUAAUGCCUGAUUUGUACUUCUGUGAUUUGCAACUUUUGUGUUUUAUUUUCUAUUGUUCUGUUUUUACC